GCAAUUUUCAAUGUCGGUCUUACUUAACAAUGGCCUUUUGAGGUUAAAUUUAGCAAGACAAAAAGGCACCGUUUUAUCAGCGUGUUAAAUUAUCAAACUAGAUAACAAAAAAAUUGUUUUCCGAUAAAAAAAAAAGAAACGUAAACAGAAAUACAGAAUAUUACUGGCAGCAAUCUGGCAAUGUGGCGAAAUCUAAAGCAGGCAGAAAUAUGUAACAGUGGAACUUGGCGCCAAAAGCAUCAACCAUCAGCUGAUUCAAGAGAAGAAAAUUGUAUAAGUACGCACGAAAUGUCGGUUAAUUUCCCAGUCAGCAGUUUUUAUCCCAAAAAGGGUUGUAAACGAUUAUUAGAAAUAGAAAUUAAAUUGGAGAGGGGCGUCUCAGAAGCAAAGAAAAAGCCUUUACCACCUCGUCUAACAAGCUCUUUACAAGGACACCCUCCAGACUGGAAAAUCUUUCAUAAACAAGCUGAGGCAUUAGAGUAUGCUAAACAACGUGGGUCAGGCCUAAUGACAUUUUCCUUUGAAGAACAAGUUCCCGGUAGCGAAGGAAGAAGGAAAUAUGUAGUUACACAUCCCACCAAUAUGUGGAAGAACCACAUAUCUAGACCACCUGAUCAGCGUUGUAGUUACGAAGUGAUACCUGCUGAAAGCCAAUGUAAGCUGUACUUUGAUCUUGAAUUCAACAAACUUGCUAAUCCAAUGAGAGAUGGUAGCAAAAUGGUUGAAACUCUAUUAGAAGCAUGUUCCUGGGCUUUAGAAGAUGUCUUCAAUCUUCAGGUUAGAAAAUGUGAUGUGUUGAUACUAGAUGCAACCACAACCAACAAGUUCAGUCAGCAUCUCAUAUACCAAAAUCCUAAUAUUUUCUUCAAAGAUAAUUUCCAUGUAGGGAACUUUGUAAAGCACCUGAUGAUGUUGGUGAAAGACUGUAACAUUCCCAACAUCGAUGUGAAUGACCAGCGAGAUUUGUUUGUAAAGAAUGACAAAGGGGAAUCUGUCAGUUUUUGCGAUCUUGCUGUGUAUACGAAAAACAGAAAUUUCCGCCUCUUUCUAGCGUCCAAGUUCGAAAAGAAAGUUCCUCUUCUUAUUGCAAAGACCAACACGUACCUACCUGAUAGGACUCGCUAUAGUACGGAAGACUGGCCAAUUGAUGAGGCUGCCAUCUUUUCCUCAUCUCUAAUCACAUAUUUUGGAAACGAUCAGCAACUUGGAGCUCAAGAGGAAGAACAACUGUUAACUUUUGGGAACAAGCAACUCGACGAAUUGACGUCGGCGAACUUAAGUAAUAAUACAACACAUGUUGACUUGGCAAAGGAUCCGUCAUUAAAUGGCUAUAAAUCUUCCCCUUGGAUUGAAAUCGACCGAUUCGUCACGGAACUUAUCGCCCCUGCAGGCACUAUUCGUCAAUGGAUUUAUUUUGAAAAGACGGAAACCAUCGUUUACCACAUUCAUGGGAAUCGCUUCUGUUCUACCAUUGGCCGAGAACAUAAAAGAAACCAUAUAAAGUAUGUCGUGAAUUUACCGAAUGCAACAUAUUAUCAAAGCUGUUUUGAUCCUGAUUGUGCCAAUUCUCGUCCACCGCCCCAGCCAAUCCCACCCGAACGUUUGCCAUGGUAUAAUUUGCUGACUGAUUCCACACCCUUCGACAUUGUUUCGUAAAAGUAUGUAUCUUAUUAACCAAAUACCCUAAACAUGGCUAAUCUAAUUUCUCUUCGUCAGGAUUAAAUUCAACGUAGCUGUGUACGUUUUUUUGUUGUGUGUGAUACUGAGCUGAUCGGCUGCAUUUCUGUGCAAUGAAAUGAAGAAAAGAUUA
Molecule: messenger RNA, 1810 nt
Organism: Daphnia magna
Lineage: Eukaryota; Metazoa; Arthropoda; Branchiopoda; Diplostraca; Daphniidae
Product: DNA-directed primase/polymerase protein
Exons: 2
Coding region: 181-1656 (491 amino acids)
Biological process (GO): error-prone translesion synthesis; response to UV; mitochondrial DNA replication
Cellular component (GO): mitochondrial matrix; nucleus
Molecular function (GO): DNA-directed DNA polymerase activity; chromatin binding
Source: RefSeq, a predicted model, not a curated record